This is a messenger RNA of Acaromyces ingoldii, 2520 nucleotides long. RefSeq names its product AAA-domain-containing protein. Gene Ontology annotation, molecular function: RNA binding; preribosome binding; ATP hydrolysis activity. The coding region runs from base 54 to 2432 and encodes 792 amino acids. Gene Ontology annotation, biological process: ribosome biogenesis. The record is from RefSeq and is a predicted model, not a curated record. Gene Ontology annotation, cellular component: nucleus. The transcript has 3 exons. Lineage: Eukaryota; Fungi; Basidiomycota; Exobasidiomycetes; Exobasidiales; Cryptobasidiaceae.
CUCUUCAUCUGCAGAGCCCAGCGGCCAAGCAAAAGUAGGGAGAGAAGAGGCAGAUGAACAAGGCCAUCACGGGCGCAUGGGCUCAGGCCGGGUCAAAGAAGUCCACAAAGAUCAGCCUCAACGCGCCGAGCCCGCAAGCGACGCCAUCUCCCGCUCCUGCAGCUGCUGCUGCUGCGCAGGGAGACGUGUACCUCCCUCCCAAAUCGGCCGCGGCCGCGGCUGCACAGCGAGAGGCCGAAGCGGCACAAGAUGCAGCUGCUGAAGGAGGUAGCGACUCGGCGCUUGCAACGCCAGGCGAGCCAGAUACGGAGAAUGGGAGGGCAUUGGCGAAACGAAAAGCGCGGCUAACGGCCAGCUCUUCUAAUGGAGCCUCGUCCAGCUCGAAGCGGAGAAAGGCAGCGUCCUCGUCCAAGCCCGAAAGCAACGCGCAAAUACCCACGGCGAGGCUCAAGGAUCUCGGAGGUGUCUCUAACGCUCUCGACAAGAUCCUCGAGCUCAUCGCUGUCCCCCUCUGCCACCCCGAAGUUUACACGCACACAGGCAUCAAGCCACCGCGAGGCGUGCUCCUCCAUGGCCCACCAGGAUGCGGCAAGACGAUGCUGGCCAGCGCGCUAGCGGGCGAUCUCAAUGUACCCCUGCUUUCUGUUAGUGCUCCAUCGAUUGUAUCGGGCACCUCGGGCGAGUCGGAGCAGACGUUACGACAGCUCUUUGAGGAGGCCACAAGGACAGCGCCUUGCAUCCUCUUCUUGGACGAGAUUGACGCAAUCACGCCAAAGAGAGAGACGGCGCAGCGCGAGAUGGAACGUCGAAUUGUGGCCCAGCUCUUGACCUGUCUCGAUGACUUGACGUGGGACAAAACAGACGGAAGGCCAGUCAUGGUCAUUGGUGCGACAAAUAGACCUGAUUCGCUCGAUCCUGCGUUGAGACGGGCUGGUCGCUUCGAUCACGAGAUUGCAUUGGGGGUGCCCGACGAAGCGGGACGAGAAGAGAUCUUGAGAAUCCUCUGCAGCAACCUCAGGCUAUCUGGAGAUUUUGACCUACGGGCCCUAGCAAAAGCUACUCCCGGCUACGUGGGUGCCGAUCUGGUGGCGCUGACAGCCGCCGCUGGUAUUCGAGCGGUCAAGAGAAUCUUUACCGAGCUGGCCAUCGAGACGCAAGUGCAGCAACAGCAACCUCAGGCCGACAUCGAGAUGCAGGAGGGUGGCGCAGAGGAGCAAGGGGAAGAUGAGCAGCAACAGCAACUUGUUGAGGAAGGAAAGCCGGGUCCGACUGAUGAAGAAGCGGUCAAUGAGCAGCAUGAACAACCGCGAACGCAUGCCAUGCCCUCAUCUUCGCUAUUCGACGCGCUGCCUCCCUCCCUCAAGUCAAGUUCCAUCGCCAUUUUUCUUCAGUCUAAUCAAGGUCCCUUGGCAAGCGAGCAACUCGAUCGACUGCGGAUCACACCCAAGGACUUCGAGCUUGCUCUUCCAUCUAUUCAGCCAUCAUCCAAGCGAGAAGGGUUUGCGACGGUGCCCGAGGUCACAUGGAAUGACGUUGGAGCCCUGCAGGCAACGCGCGAGGAGUUGGAAAUGACGAUUGUCGAGCCUAUCAAGCGGCCAGAGCUCUUUGCCAGUGUCGGUGUCACGAGCUCUGGCGGAGUCCUUCUCUGGGGUCCACCGGGUUGUGGAAAGACGCUGUUGGCCAAGGCGGUGGCCAACGAAUCGGGAGCCAACUUUAUCAGCGUCAAAGGCCCCGAGCUUCUGAACAAGUACGUCGGAGAAAGCGAGAGGGCUGUGCGACAGGUUUUCGCAAGGGCAAGAACAUCCUCGCCCUGCGUCAUUUUCUUCGAUGAGCUCGAUGCUCUGGUGCCGCGACGAGACGACGCACUGUCUGAGUCUUCAUCGCGGGUCGUUAAUACGCUGCUCACGGAGCUCGACGGCCUGGAGUCGAGGGCGCAGACGUAUGUCAUUGGCGCGACAAACCGUCCUGAUAUGAUCGACCCUGCCAUGUGCCGACCAGGACGACUCGACAAGCUCCUUUACGUUGAUCUACCCACUGCUGGCGAGCGUCAGGAGAUCCUAAGCACAUUGACAAAGAAGACGCCCUUGGGAGGCGAUGUGGACCUGAGCGCGGUCUCGUUUGACACACGCCUCGAUGGAUUUAGCGGUGCUGAUCUCGCGGCCCUGACACGGGAAGCGAGCGUGCUUGCCCUACGUCAGACUUUAAGAGAUCCUUCUCUGCUUCGGGCUUCGGACAAGGUCGUCGUCCUACAGCAGCACUUCCUCCUGGCCAUGUCGAAAGUGUCGCCCAGCGUUGGACCAGCACAGAGGCAAAAGUACGAACGGCUGCGACACCGUCUUUCUGGCCUGCCCAUGGGCAAGGAUCAUCUCACGAGUGCAGCCCCUGCCGCUCCUGCUGGCGGGGACGGGUCAGGCCCACAACCUGCACAGUAGGUAUCUUAGCACUAGGGACAGCAACCUUGACCCUUGGCAUCAUGUAAUUGUAUGGACCUGCAUUAGUGAUCGAUGUGCCUGAAGACGG